Molecule: messenger RNA, 4303 nt
Organism: Onthophagus taurus
Lineage: Eukaryota; Metazoa; Arthropoda; Insecta; Coleoptera; Scarabaeidae
Product: GRIP and coiled-coil domain-containing protein 2
Cellular component (GO): Golgi apparatus
Source: RefSeq, a predicted model, not a curated record
UCAAAAAUCGUGGCAAAAAUACUUAAAAAAAUCAUUACAAAAAGAAAAUUGCUUCUUAUUUAAAUGUUUUAUUUAGAAAACAACGUAAAUUUAAGGAUAUUGUGUUUGGCGUGAAUAAUCUACGUUAAAAAAUGGAUGUUUCAAUGGAAGGGGCAUCGAAAAAGGUGCCUCUUGAAAAUUUAACCAAAGAGGAGCUAAUAAUCAAGUGUAAAAGUUUCCUAUCGAUAGCUCAAAAAGCAAAACAAUCUAAAGAUAUACUUAUUGAAGAAAAUCGUCAACUUAAAGAAAAUAUGAAAUUACAAGAAAAUUGUAAACCCCAAGAAAAUCAAUUAAAAAUUGACCCACAAACAGAGGCCAUUAUUGGAACACUAACCAAGCAAAAAUUAGAUCUUUUAACAUCCCUGGAAGAAUUAAAAAGUGAAAAGGUGUUUAUUGAGGGUAAGUACAGCGAUUUGGAUACAGAAAACCAAGGAUUGAAAAGACAGGUUGGUCGACUUAGCGAAGAAAACGAAAGUUUAAUCGGACAAUUAGAUGGUUUGGAGAAUCAAAUUGGUUUUCUUAAAAAAAUUGGAUUGGAACAACAGGAGCAGUUGUUAGCUUUGGAGAAAAACAAUAUUUCAAAUGGAUUUGAAUUGGAAGAGAAUAUAAAACAGAAAGAAAAAACUAUUUCGGAAUUAGAAAAUUCAAAUGAAAAAUUAAAAGAUAAAUUAAAAAGUUAUCACGGGAAAAUCGUAAAAUUUGCCGGUGACGUUAAGAAAUUAAAAGAAUCUAAAAACGAAUUGAUAUCCUCAUUUAAAACAUAUACAAAUCAAGUUCAAGAUUGGAAAGAUCUCUUAAACGUUGUUUUAAAGAAAAUCGAAACGAAUUAUGUCGAAAGUGAACGAAUUAAGACAGAAAAUGAUUCGCUUAAAAUCGAAAUUGAAAAACUUCAAAAAUCAAAUAGUGACAAUUCGGAAAAAUCAGAAUCUAAAUUCGCCGUUAACAAAAAUCAAAAUAACGAAGAAGAAAUGAAUCAUAUUAAAUCAAUUUUCCAAUUACCGGUUAAGAAUGAUUUGGUUGCAGAAAAUGAACAAAUGUCGAGUGAAAUCGUUGAUUUGAAAAAUCGCGAAGAAAAGCUUUUAUUGAAAAUCGAUGUUUUGAAAGGUCAAAUUGCUGAUUUGAAUAAAACUAAUUUAAGUAAUGAAGAAUUAAAAGUGAAAAUUGAUGAAUUAAAAACGAAAGAGGAAAACUAUCGAUUGGAAAUUGAGGAAUUAAGAAAAUAUAGAACGACCGUUGAAGAAAUAUCAAAAAAUAUAAAAUGUAAAAAAAAUUUAGGCGAAGAAAUUUCUUGUUUACUUGCAAAUAGAGAUGAACUAAAAUCGAUUAAUAAAGAUUUAAUUAAAAACAUUGAAGAAUACAAAAUUUUAAUUGAACGUUAUUUAAAAGAUAUUGAUAAAUGUUCAAAUGAAAAAGAUGAUUUAACUAAAAAAGUAAAAAGUUAUGAAAACUUAGCUGAAACGACAUCAACGGAAAUUAUUAAUUUAAAAGCAACAAACGUUGAUUUAAGCAAUAAAUCAAAAAAAUACGAAGAAUUACAAAGGUUAAAUGAAAAUUUACAGAAAAAAAUCGAAGAACUUUCCAAACAAAUUCAAAAAAAAGAUUGUGAAGAACAACAAAUGGCUGAACAAACCAGCGAAGAAAUCAUCAAACACGUUAAAAGAAAUCAACAGCUUGAUCAAUAUAUCAAAAACUUAAAAGAACAAAUGGAUGCGAUAAAAAAUAAUUCAAAGAGUAAUGAAGAAAAAAUUAUUCAAACUGAAACACAAGAAGAAGAUAAACUAUCAUCUUUAAAACGCGAAAACGCCGAAUUAUUAUCGGAAAUGAAUGUUAUGAACCAAGCGUUAAAAGAACGCGGAGAAGUUAUUUCAAAACAACAGUCGUAUUGCGACGAAAUUUUAAAGAAAAUGCAACUUUUCGAAGCUCAAAAUUUAGCCAACGUUGAAACUCUGAUGCGCAAAGAAAAAACGAUUGAAACGUUACAAAAAGAGGUGUUAAGUUUAAAAAAUGAAAACGAAACCUUCGCAAGUUCGUUUACUGACGAAGAAAUUGUUAAAAAAAAUUCUGAAAUAUCACGGUUAAAAUCUGAAAUAAUCGAGUUAAAAGAAAAAAUGUCUUCUCAUUUCGUUGAAUCAAGCGAAUUUAAUUACCCCGAUAGCGAAACGACUUCAACAGUUUCCGUGACGAAAACUGAAGAAUCGUCGAGAAUGAAAGAUAUUGAAGGUUCUUGGGAAGAACGUUACGGAAAGUUAAGGAAUUUAGCAAUAAAAUUAAAAGCGAAAAUUCGACAAUUAAGCGAAGAAAUAAUGAAAGAGCAAAGUGAAAAAUCAGAUUUAUCGCAAAAAUUGAUUAAAACGAAACAAUCAUAUCAACAACAAAUCGAUUUGUUGCAAGAUCAACUAGAAACGUCAUGGAAAGAAUGUAAAACGUCCGCGAAAGAAUUAGAAACAACCUCUAUACAGGUAAGUAAUGAUAAGAAGAUGUUAAAAGAGAAUGAGGAAAUGAUUAAAAAAUUAAAAUUAACGAUUGAUAACUUAGAAAGCGAAAAAAGAAACGUCGACGAAUGGAAAAAGCAGAUUGCGGGAAAAGUCCAGACGUUAAAAAAAGAAUUAGAAACGAAUCAAAUGAUUAAAAAAGAAUACGAGGCACAAAUUAAUAAAUUAAAUCUCGAUUUAGAAGCGAAAGAUCGCGCUUUAAAACAAGAAAUCGAAAAGCAUAACGAAUUAAAAACCGAGAAGAAAAAACAAUCAGUUUUAAAUUUAGAAAUACAAGAUUACGAAAAAUCCGUUAAAGAUUUAACACAAAAAAUUGAAAAGAAACAAGAAAUCAUCACGAAAUUAAAACAACAAAUAGAUCAUCAAAAAUUAAACAUUGAAGAACUAGAAAAAUUAAGUAAAAAUGCGGAUGAAAAUAUAAAAAUUUUAGACGAAAAACUUUCGAGGGAAAUCCAAAAUAACGAAAAUAAUAAAAAGAAAAUUGUGGAACUCGAAACGAUUUUGAACGAAAAAGAAACAAAAAUUCAACAAUUAACGUUUUCCGUUGAAAAUAUUCGAAUGGAUAAUGAAGACUUGUCUACGCAACUUUCAAAAACGAUCGUUGAAAAUGAAAAGAAUCAAACGAUUUUACAAAAACAAUGCGAAUCGUAUAAACAAAAAUAUCUUUCGUUAGAAAAUUCGUUGAAAUCGAUUCAAAACCAAUUUGAACUGAAACAAAAUGAACUGAUUGAGAUUCAAUCGGAUUAUGAAAAUUAUAAAGUUCGAGCUCAAAGUGUUUUAUUAAGACAGAAUCAGAAUUCGUCGAGAGAUGCUUGUGGGGUGGUCGAGGAGAAGUUGAAGGAGGAAUCGGCGAGUUUGCAGGCGCAAGUUGAUAUUUUAGGGGUUGAGUUGCAGAGGAGUAAAGAGGUUUGCGAGAGUUUAUCCAAGGAAAAUAGUGAGUUGGGAACGAAGAAUCGUAAUAUGGUGGAACGAUUGGAAAAAGUUGAGAUGGAGUUGGAUAUGACCGCGAAAGAGUUGGAAAAUUUAGGGUUGAAACAUCAAAGAAUGAUUGUUGAACAUACAGAGACAGUUCGAGGUUUAAAGAUCAACAGUGACACACUCGCCCAAUGCUACCGAAAACAAUUAUCCGACCAAGAGGAUCGUCACCAUCGCGAAAUCCUCGAUUUACAAUUACAAAUUGAUCGAGGAUUAUCCACCAAUAUGUCGUUGGAAAUGAUUUCAACGUCCACCCCGGUGAUGCCACCUCGUGAAGAAGGAGAAGGUUCAGAGAGUGUUGAAAGCUUGUUAGGGAACACUUCAAAACCGAUUUCCUUAGAAAAAUUAUUAAGCAACGAAAACGAACAGGAAACUUAUUCUAUUAAGAAGCAACUAAAUGAAAACGAAGCUAAAGUUAAUCAUUUAACAGCUUUGUUGUCUGAUACAGAACAAGAUUUAGCUAAACACGUUCAAAUGAAUCAAGUUUUAAAGGAAGAAAUUCGACGACAAAGACGAUCGUUGGAACGAGAAGAACACGCUGAAAACUUAGAGUAUUUAAAAAAUGUUAUUUUUAAAUUUAUAACACUAGGUCAAGGAGAUGAGAGAGAACGUCUUAUUCCAGUAUUAAACACAAUUUUGAAGUUGAGUCCUGAAGAGAGUCAAAAAUUAUCUACAGUUGCACGAGGUGAAAAAUCUUGGUCUACUUACUUACCGAUUUGGAAACAAUAAAUUAAUUAAUUUAAAUAAAAUCAUUGUAAAUAUUGUAAAAAAGUUAUUUAAAUAAAUAAAAAUCGAAA